Limulus polyphemus (Atlantic horseshoe crab) is the source of this 11237-nucleotide messenger RNA. RefSeq names its product cubilin-like. The transcript has 69 exons. The coding region runs from base 118 to 11019 and encodes 3633 amino acids. The record is from RefSeq and is a predicted model, not a curated record. Lineage: Eukaryota; Metazoa; Arthropoda; Merostomata; Xiphosura; Limulidae. Gene Ontology annotation, molecular function: calcium ion binding.
GCGAUUUAAGUAAUUGCCUCUAGAAAAUUGUUACGUGUUUGAAAAAACAUGUACUAAAGAACUUUUUUAACUGGCCGUAUUGAUGAAACUUAAUUUUUUGGUCCGUGUAAGUUCCAAAUGAAUUCGUUUGUAAAUUUAUCGUUUCUAUGUAUUUUUUUGUUUUUGAUAUUUGGUGCAAGUCUCACAGACACGAACUCGGCUGAUCCGUACGCCAUCCAACCUCAGAUAAUCACAGAAGGUGGACAUUUGAUCUUUCAAACGGGAACCAAUCAUAAUAUUACAUUUCGAUCACUUGGAAGUGGGCGAAUUGUUCUCAACAAUGAAGAUUUAAAUAAACUUGUACAGCAAGCCAAAGAUUCUGUGAAUGAAGUACAGGAGUUAAGAGCAUCGAAUUUGGGAGGUUUAAGACAGACUGUAGAACAGCUAGAAAGUCGUAUUGGUACUCUAGAUAGUCAACUAACUCAGAGAGUGGACGAGCUUACAAAUCAGGUGAACCAGCUGAAUAGAAGAAGUCAAAACAACCGACGUCUAGGACGUAGGUAUCGAGCCUUACAACGGAAAAUACAGAGGCUUACAAAUCUUCUUAAUCAAGAUGAAUGUAGCAGUAAUCCUUGCCAGAAUGGAGGAUCAUGUUUCGAUACAUACAAUGGGUAUUUGUGUCGAUGUCUUCCUAGUUAUGAGGGUUCAAACUGUGAGCAGGAUGUAAAUGAAUGUGCGCGAUUUAUUGGUACGGAUCUAGGAUGCCAGAAUGGAGCACAGUGUAUUAACACUCACGGAAGUUACAGAUGUGAAUGCACAGCAAAUUGGCACGGAGUUCAUUGCACAGAAGAGCACAAUGACUGCAACCAAGCAUCAAAUGAAGCACUGUGUGGUCACGGGACCUGUAUCAACGUAAAACGAGAUCAGUCGGGACAAGCCAAAUAUACAUGUAUAUGCAACCAGGGCUGGACUACUAAUGGUCAUAAUCCAGCAUGUGUUGUUGACAGGGAUGAAUGUUUGGAAUCUCAUCCAGUGUGCUCUCGCAAUCCUCCAGUUACUUGUAUUAAUCUUCCUGGAACAUUUCAUUGUGGGCCUUGUCCAUCAGGAUAUUCUGGAGAUGGAGUCACUUGUACUGACAUUAAUGAAUGCACUCUUAACAAUGGUGGUUGUUCAGUUUCUCCUCGUGUGGACUGUAUUAACACACAAGGCUCCAGGAGAUGUGGACCAUGUCCUCCAGGAUAUGUGGGAGAUGGUGUAAGUUGUACAUUUGUUGGAGUUUGCCAUGUUAAUAAUGGAGGCUGUCAUCCUUUGGCCAGAUGUAUUGAAAACUCGGCAAUAUCCGGGAAUUAUCGGCAGUGCCUGUGUCCACAGGGGUAUAUUGGAAAUGGAAUUGGCCUUUCUGGUUGUGUUUCUCAGUCAGGAGAGAGUUCAUCUCCUUCAUCGGGUUCCAUCUCAGCUUGUGCAAACAACCCUUGUGUUCAUGGCAUUUGUCAGGCAUUUGGCAGCAGCUUCCAGUGUACAUGCCUUCCAGGUUACACAGAUCCAACAUGUUCUAGUCCUAUUGACAAUUGUGACAGCAAUCCAUGUCGUAAUGGUGGUACCUGUAUUAACCAGCAGAGUGGUUUUACAUGCGUUUGUCCUAGUGAUUGGAAAGGUUCAACUUGUGAAGAAGAGCAAGAAAGUUUUUAUGUCCUUUACUCUGGAAAAGUAAGAACUGUUGAAAUUAAAAUGAAAGAUCACAUUCUAAACCACUUAAUUUUGAUUCGGGAUGGUAUGACAGAGAGAGAUCCAGAAUUAGCAUUGUAUUGUCAGACUGAAACACCUAGGCCACUGACUACAUCAGGACCAUAUGCAUGGGUUCAUUUCCACUCUGACCAUUCUCUGAAUGACCAAGGAUUCCAUAUUACUUACUCAUCUGUUGCAGGUAUCCCUGGUUGUGGGGGACUUUUGACAUCACCAUCAGGAUCUCUUAGUUCUCCUUCAUUCCCUGAAAGUUAUCCAUCCAAUAUAGAGUGUGAUUGGGUAAUCCGAGUUCAUCCAGAAGAACGAGUGGAGUUAACGUUUUCAGUGUUUGAUGUUGAACAUCACGAACUUUGUCACUGGGAUUAUGUGGAAAUACGGGAUGGGGAAAGUGAAGAAAGUCCACUCAUUGGUCGCUAUUGUGGAACUACCAUACCCCCAGUUAGGUUGUCUACUUCAAACAAAAUGUGGAUAAGAUUCCGUGCUGAUGUGAUCUUUACUGGUCGUGGAUUUAGGGCAACGUACGUAACAGUUUGUGGUGGAAUUUUCACAUCUGAGACUGGAGUUAUUCACUCACCAAAUUAUCCAGAUCCAUAUCCAUCGAGACGAACCUGUAACUAUCACAUUAUUGUACCUGUUAACAAGGUGAUCCAUCUUACCUUUCAUCAGUUUGCUGUAGAGCCUCAUUCUACAUGUUCUUUUGAUUAUGUUGAGAUUACAGACGGAAGAACAAGCUCUGAAACACCAAUUGGUCGUUUUUGUGGUUCGGUUUUGCCUGUCCCAGUAACAUCGUUAUAUAAUGAGCUGCUUAUAAAAUUUGUUACGGACGGGUCAGUUCAAAAUCAUGGAUUCUGGGCAAAUUAUUCUACCAUUGAUAUAGGAUGUGGAGGUAUAUUAAGAGAAGAUCAGGGAAUAAUUACUUCACCUAAUUCUCCAUCACUUUAUCUUGGCCAUUCAUCCUGCAACUGGAUAAUUAAGGCCAAGGAAGGGUUUCUUAUCAGUCUGACUUUCAUGAUAUUUAAUCUCAAUAAUAACUUAUGUAAUCAUCAAAAUGUGGAAGUGAGAGACUCAAAUGAGCUUUUGAUGGGAAGGUUAGUAAACCAUAAUGGUUGUGGAGGCUUACUGAAUUCUCCAUCUGGAAUUUUAAAAUACCCUUCAGUGUAUGGUAUUCAGUACCCACAUCAGCGUAGCUGUGCAUGGGUUAUUGCAACAGAAGCUGGCAAGGUACUUAAUUUGACUUUCCACGCUUUCCAUUUGGAACUUUCUCAUGACUGUUCAUAUGAUUUUCUGCAAAUCAACGAUGGACCAAAUGCCGGUGCCCAUAUUAUUGGUCGUUUCUGUGGUAAUGUUCCACCUGUAUGUGGAGGAGACUUAGAAACUGCAGAAUUUGGAAACAUCAAGUCACCUGGCUAUCCUGGGAGGUAUCCUGCCAAUAGAGACUGUUACUGGACUGUUCGAGUGGCUCUUGUGUGUGGUGGUAAUUUUUACACUGAAAGUGGUGUGAUUACCUCUCCUGGUUAUCCUUCUUUUUCUCGUCAAAAUUGGGAUUGUGAAUGGGUCUUGCAUGCUGCUAAUGGACAUCAGAUUCGUUUGAAUGUUUCUGAGUUUGAAUUACAAAAUCAAUCGGAUUGCUAUUAUAACUAUUUGGAAAUCAGGAAUGGAGCUUAUGAGACUUCUCCACUGAUAGGCAAAUUCUGUGGGAGUGAUAUUCCACGUGUGAUUGUCUCGCAUUCCAAUACAAUUUAUCUCCAUUUUCACAGUAAUAGAUAUACGUUGUCUUCUAAGUUCAAGAUAUUCUAUGAUGGGGCUACUAGAGGUUGUGGUGGAACUCUGACAGCUUUGUCUGGAUCUAUUAAAUCUCCUAAUUAUCCCAGGCCUUAUGGACAUAAUGCUGAAUGUCACUGGGCAAUACAAGUGUCAAAAGGCUCUGUAAUUUCUCUCACAAUCGUAAGAGUAGACAUAGAAGCCGAGUCUACUUGCUCUUACGACUACUUGGAGAUAUUUGAUGGCAGCUCUAGUCGAUCCCAGUCGAAAGGUCGUUUUUGCAACAAUCAACAAAUUCCUGGGCCAAUUAUAUCAUCUGGAAAUGUUAUGUUUCUGAAGUUUAUCACUGAUUCUUCUCACAAUCGUGAUGGAUUUCAUGUGUCCUACCAGACUGUUUGUAACAAUGUGCUCAGAAAAAUGCGUGGUGUGAUUGAAAGUCCCAGUUUUCCGAAUCCUUAUCCGCACAAUCACAACUGCACAUGGAGAGUUGAAGCCCCUCUUGGAAAUAACAUUUCCUUUGCUUUUUCUCAUAUAAUCUUGGAAAACAGCACAGAUUGCAGAUUUGAUUAUGUUGAGUUACUGGAAGAAUCGGUUGUUUUGGGAGAAAGAAAUACCAGACAGUUGGUGAAGAUUUGUGGGACUCCAGAAAGGCUUCCAAGACCUAUUGUUACAACAACAAAUACAGCAAUAGUCCGAUUUUAUAGUGACAAUUCACUUUCUCAUGAUGGAUUUCGACUGGAGUGGGUAGUGAGAGGUUGUGGAGGUGAACUUCGCAAGGACUAUGGACGUAUAACUUCUCCAAAUUAUCCUAGCUCUUAUCCCGUUAAUACUGAAUGCAAAUGGUACAUCACAGUAUCUCCAGGCAGUGCCAUCAGGCUAACCAUUAAUGAAUAUGAUCUUGAAGCUUCGAGCAGAUGUUAUUACGAUUAUUUACGGAUUUACUCUGGGCUUGACGAAACUUCUCCUAAACUUUUGGAUCUCUGUCAUAAAGAAACUUCCUCUCAAUCUGUGACAUCUUCUGGAAAUCAUAUGUACAUACACUUUAGGAGUGAUGUAACAGUCAGUGGAAGAGGUUUUGAUAUUUCGUACAGAUCAAUAGAAAAUGGCUGUGGUGGAUCGUAUACAUCAUCUACUGGACUUAUUCUUUCACCCAAUUAUCCCCAAAACUAUUCAACAAAUAGUUAUUGCACUUGGACCCUCCGAGCAGGUGGUGCUCAUCUGAUGGCAUUAUCUUUCUUAGACUUUGAGAUGCCACUUAGUUCAAACUGUUCUGAAAGUUUUGUAGCGGUGAGUUACUUUGACUGUAAUCUUGUUGCUUGUGGAGCUCGAAUUAUUGCUGACAGACAUGGAGAAAUAAUGUCACCAAAGUAUCCACAUUUUACAACCAGUUUUGCCAAUUGUAACUGGAUUUUGACUACAUCUGAUCCUGGUAACCACGUCACUCUAACAUUUACCAACAUAAUUGCCCUCGAGGAUUCCAAUUGUACUCGUGUAUACAUAGACGUCAGAGAGGGUGAGAAUACCGAUGGUCCUCCUGUUUCUGGGUCUCCUUUUUGUGGAAGACGAAUUCCUUCUGCAAUUACCUCACAAGGAAAUAGCUUACACAUCUUUGCCAAUGGACACGCUCUCUUCCAUGCUACCUAUUCAUCAUCUACUUCGGCCUGUGGUGGAACACUGACAGCAGAAGCUGGGGAUUUUAAUAGUCCAGCAUAUCCCCUUAGCUAUCCUUUUGAUACUGAAUGUGUAUGGACCAUUGUGGCUGCACCUGGAAAUAAGGUGGACUUGACCUUUAGGAUGUUUGAUUUAGAAGAAAGUGAUUAUUGCAAUAUGGACUACUUAGAAGUGAGAGAAUCAGGACGUGAUGGACGAUAUAUUGGUCGCUACUGUGGAAAUCAGAUCCCAGGAAAUGUAACAGCAGCCAAUAAGCUGUGGGUUAAGUUUCGUUCUGAUUCACAAGGAACCCAUCCUGGAUUUAUGGCAUCCUAUGUUUUAGUGCAUGGUGUAGAACUAGAAGGAACUUAUGGGGUGAUAGCAUCACCAGGUUAUCCCAGAGAUUUUGUAUUUGAUGAUGAGUUUACGUGGACAGUCAUUGUCCCCAGGGACAUGUAUGUAAGAGUUGCCUUUGUAGAAAUUGAUCUAAGUGAAGGAUUCAAUGAAAACUGUGAGAGCUAUGUUCAGAUAAUGGAUGGUAUUGAUGAAUCAGUCCCUGAGCUUGCAAGAGUAUGUGGUCGAUCUAUUCCCACUCCAGUUGUAUCCCAUACCAACCAGAUUCUUAUUUACUAUAAAUCCAAGAGCUAUCACCAUGGCAAGUGGAAGCUAACGUGGAGAGCUGUCAAUGAGACGAGCUACGCUACAGAAGCUCCACCAUCUGAGACUGGUACAGAAAAUACAUGCUUUGAAGAUUUGUUCCUAAACUCUACUUCAAGAGAAGUGAUUAAGUCUCCUGGAUAUCCAAGUGGAUAUGAAGCCAAUCUUAAUUGUACCUGGAUGAUUCGCACUAAGCCACAUCGUCAUAUAAAGUUUCAUCUUUUAGACUUACAUUUGGAAGGCUCCAUGGGAACCUGCAGUUAUGACUAUCUAGAACUCUAUGAUACUCAAAAUUCAAUUUCUGGUGCAUUGUGGAACCACAUGGCACAGUUGUGUGGCAGACCUCAACUGAAUACUUUAUAUGACUCAAGUUCAAACAUGAUGCUGUUACGAUUUGUGACUGAUAGUUCUGUUAAUGGAACUGGUUUUUCUGCUAAUAUUUAUUCAGAUUGUGGAGGUUAUUUUGAGGGUCAAAGUGGAGAAAUUUCUUCAGAAGACAUAUUGUCAUCAUAUAAUUAUGUAAGUCGAAAUUGCACGUGGAUCCUGAAGGUGCGGCCUGGCCGCUGGAUCCAGCUGACGUUUCAAGAGUUCAAUGUUCCUAGUGAUGGUGUAUGCAGCACCCAGUCUAUUGUGAUCAGAAAUGGUGGAAGUAAUCUCUCUCCUUUUCUUGGCGAUGGCAAGUACUGUGGCCAGAAUAUUCCAAGUGUCCCUGAUUCCUCUUCUAAUGAGGUUUAUAUCCAGUAUCGCAAAGAAAAUUAUAGAGAACGUGCAUCUCCGAUAUUUCGCCUUUCAUUUUCUGAAAUGUCUAUUGGCUGUGGAGGAAGUAUUUAUCUUAAGAAUAACAGGAAAGAAGCUGAGUUUUCUUCACCAAAUUACCCCAAUCCUCCUCCUCAUGAUAUAGAGUGUGAGUGGGUUAUCAUGGCACCAGGAGAUAAUAGAAUUCGUCUUGAUUUUGAAAGUGAUUUUCAUAUGGACAGCAACUGUCAUAGUGAUUUUGGCAAAGAAUUUGUCGAAGUAAGAGAUGGUGGAACUAUUUAUUCAGAAUCACUGGGAAAAUUCUGUGGCAAUGUUCAUCCAAGCAGCGUGUUCACCACUGGAAAUGUCAUGUAUGUGAGGUUCUUCACUGCUUCAAGUGAUCCUAAAGGAGGAUUUAAAGCCAAAGCUGUCAUUGGUAAUUGUGGUGGCACUCUAAGAGAAUCACGUGGAACCAUUAAAAGCCCUCAUUUUCCCAACAAUUAUGAGAACAACCAGCUUUGUGAGUGGUUUAUUACUCAGCGUCAAACUCGGCUAAUAAACCUUUCAUUCCAGAACCUCGAUCUUCCUUCUCAUCCUAACUGUUCUGCAACAGACUUUGUAGAAAUUCGAGAUCAAAGUGCCACAGGUGAACUGCUUGGAAGGUAUUGUGGUUCUUUAACCAGUGCAAUUUCCUUAGCACCUACAACUGAUACUGUAUAUAUUAAGUUCAAGUCAGAUAGUAGUGAAACUAAACAAGGAUUCAGGCUAGUGUACUCAGUUCGUUGGUAUGGCAGAAGGUGUGGUGGAGAGAUCACUGACGGCUCUGGUACAAUAUCCUCACCAAAUUUUCCCAGUGCUACUCCUCUACACUAUUACUGUAGAUGGAAUAUUGAUGCACCUGCAGGUCGUCGUGUAAAACUAGAGUUCACCCAUUUUAACAUCAAGAGGGAUCCAGUGACCAACCGAUGCAUUGAUACAUUAAGGGUUGGCAACUUUUCUAUUAGCCGAUCUUCUUAUUCAACAAUUUGUGGAACAACAUUGCCAGAACCUAUAAGAAGUAGUGGUAAGAGAUUAGUAUUAUUCUUUUACACUCAAGGACUUGCAGCUAAUGAGGGAUUUCGUGCUGUAUAUUCUUCUGAUGAAGAUGCUUAUUGUGGAGGAGAUCUUACUCUACCAGCUGCUACACUUUCCUCACCAGAGUUUGGCCAGGUUAACUAUAGCAACCAACUUCAGUGUUGGUGGACCUUAAGACACGAUAUAAACAGACGUAAUAGUACCACAGUAAUAAAAUUUAAUGUUUUUGAUCUUCAAGAGAGGAGUCCUCUUGGUUACUGUGUAGACAGAGUAUUUUUUUUUUCAGGUAAUAUGCCAGUGUUUUCUAGACGUGUCAUGACACCUAGAUAUUUCUUGGGUAAAUUCUGUGGAAAUUAUACGAGCCAAGAUCUAACAAUAACCAAUCCACAUCCAGUAACAACUGUGAUUUUUCAGACAGACUCGACUGUGACAUCUCGAGGAUUUAAUGGCUCUUAUUAUGAAAAAGACUGUGGAGGUGUUGUUGAUACUCCAACUACAUUAACUUCUCCUGGAUAUCCAGGGACUUACCCCGUAAAUUAUGAUUGCCACUGGAUUAUUAACUUUCGACAACGGUCACAAGUAAAGCUUUCGUUUACAGAGUUUCAGUUGGAGUCUGACUGUGAAAAGGACUAUGUUUUAGUUCGAAAUGGUUUACAUUUUACAUCUCCUGUUAUUGGUAAAUAUUGUGGCUCUAACAAACCCCUAGAUGUUGUAUCUCAAUCACGUUAUCUGACAGUUUUGUUUCAUUCUGAUGGAAAUGGAGGAGCUCAAGGUUUUCAAGCAUCUGUUGAGCCUUACACUACAGGUUGUGGUGGUUUCUUUCACAAUGCUCGGAGAAGUUUUACUUCACCUAAUUAUCCCCAAGCCUAUCCAAACAAUGUUGAGUGCGUAUGGACUAUCCUUUUGGGUGUGGGAAUGAGAGUUAAUGCUUCAUUUGUUGGUCGUUUUGAUGUCGAAAUGCACGAAAACUGCAAUGCGGAUUAUAUUCAGUUUGAAAAUUUUCUGGAUGGACAAUGGGUGGACUUAGGCAGAUUCUGUGGCAGGAAUAACACCUUUGUUGUUAGUGAAAGUAAUAUGGUUCGAGUUACCUUUCGCUCAAACGAGAAUGUCCAAGGAGAUGGCUUUAAAAUCAAGUAUAAUUCUGUUUGUGGUGGAGUGUUCAGUGAAAUACAAGGUACCAUCAACUCUCCUGGAUUCCCAGAUGGCUACAGAAACUUUCUUAACUGUGUUUACAUCAUUAAGCAUCAUUCAAAUAGUUUGAUAUCUUUAACGUUCAACUCUGAAGAGUUCCAGAUUGAAGGGUCUACCAACUGCAGAUUUGAUUCUCUGUCCAUAUAUGAAGGGAACAGCACCUCCUCGCCGUUGCUGGGCAAGUUUUGUGGUAGUGAAGCCCCUGGGCCAUUUGUUUCACAGGGAACUAUGAUGCUGAUCUUUGAAACGGAUUCUUCUUUAACACUAAUGGGAUUUAGAGCUACAUAUUCAAUAUCAAUUUGUGGAGGAGAGCUCCAAGAACCAUCUGGCUCCUUCCAGUCUCCAGGGCACCCAGUGACCUACACAGCCAACCUGGACUGCAUAUGGCUAAUUACUGUUGAACAGAAUCGUGCUAUUAAGUUAAAAUUCCUCUACUUUGAACUUGAAGGAAGCGGGGGCUGUAUUUUUGAUUAUGUGGCUAUUUAUAAUGGUGCUAAUACGUCUGCACCUCUGAUUGGAAAGUUCUGUGGAGAAAGGUUACCUCCUGUGAUCAUUUCGAAAACCAAUCAGAUGGUAGUCCGCUUCAGAACUGAUCAUUCUGUUCAUAAAGGAGGUUUUUCAGCAGCAUUUUCAACCACAUUUGGCGAACUGCAGGGAUGUGGUGGGACAUUAGUUGGAGAUACUGGGCUUCUGGCUUCUAUAGAUAUCGAUGGAGAUCAAAGCUAUGAACCGAACCUGGAUUGUGUAUGGCACAUAAUGACUGAUCCAAACAAAGUUAUUCGCUUAACUUUCCAGACAUUUGAUGUUGAGGAAAGCCCACGCAACAUGACCAAAUGCUCUUAUGACUUUUUAGCCGUGAGGGAUGGAUUCUUCACGAUAGACCCAGUAGUGGACAAAUACUGUGGGUCAUCCUUACCAAGCCCUGUAAUCAGCUCAACAAAUACACUUCUUGUUCAUUUCCAUAGUGAUGAUCGUACAGGAAAAGCAGGGUUUGAAGCUAGCUUUGCAUCUGAAGAUCCUGUAUGUGGAGGUUACCUUCCGGUCACAGAUGAGACAGAAACGCUGACGUCUCCUGGAUAUCCCAAUCCUUAUCCAUCGGCAUUGCAUUGUCGGUGGCAUUUCAUUGCAAACUCAAGUUUCUCUGAUCGGAUUCAAGUUAACUUCCAAGAUUUUGAUAUUCCUUGUGAAACAGGGUCUCUAGCAAUUCGAGAUCAGGCUGUAGGACGUCUAGAUCGCGAAAUUACUCGUGAGAGUUCCAAAUACGUUAUAGGAAGAGACUACAUAGCUCGACCAAAUCUCCGAGAGUCUAUUUCUGUAGAGAAAUCACAUUACCAAGUGCUCACACCAUCAUAUCCAAACGUUUCAAUCACAACACUCACUCCAGAGCCGAUAACAAAUGAAAUGAUAUCUUCAACAACUACAACAAUAAAAAUGCAGACCCAAAAAUUUCCAGUAUCAAAGCAGGCAGAUUGUAGUAGAGUCUAUGAUCAAAACAAUGGUUUGAUCAUGAGUCCUCAGUAUCCCCGAGUCCACUCUGUGGAAAGUCACUGUGAAAUACUAAUCCAAGUCCCUGUAGGGUACACAAUUUCUCUGUAUUUCAUGGAUUUCUUCCUAUACUCUUCUAUGGUCUCUAACUGUACCAACUCAGGCACAGUCUUAAAGGUCCAUGAUGGAGGUAGCAACUUACAUAGGGUCCUUGCAGUGUUAUGUGGCCAUUCGUUACCAAAUCCAAUCUUUUCUACAGGCGAUCAGUUAUGGCUGAACUUUACUCGCAUAGGUUUUUCGAGCUCCAAAUAUUUGAUUUCUUAUACAUCCACUAAUCAAGGACCAGGAUGUGGUGGAAAUUUGACAAACACUCACGGUGUAUUUACCAGUCCAUUUUACCCGCAACCUUACAACCAGACUUCAGAAUGUCGUUGGUAUAUCCUCAUUCCCGGGAAACACACGUUAACCUUGUCCUUUAGCAACUUUGCUUUAAGUUCGAGCGCUGGCUGUGAAAGCAAUUAUGUGGAGAUUUAUGAAGGACAUCAUGAGACGUUUAACAACGAUGUAACUAGAUUUUGUGGUGAGGACAAUCCAGCCCCUUACAUAUCUAGAAAUAAUGCCAUCUUGGUUAAGAUGGUAACAAACACAAACAAUACAAUGCCAGGAUUUAGAGCUUUUUUUCAAGCAAAUAUAGUUGAUAUUUCUGGGUUCCAGGAAGUUGCUGUAAAGAUUCCAGAAACAUGAAGGUUUAUUACUCAUUCAGCAUGAAUAUAGGAUAGUUAAUUCUAUAAAACAUUCAUCAUUCUAUAAUAAUCUUGAUAUUAAUGUUAAUCAGAGAACAUAUUUGUGAAAAAAACAGACAUAAAUUAUGAUGAAAUGUACACAGUAAGUACUUUUUACUGAAAGUACAAAAAUAUUUAUAACUCUACUUAGUACCAAAAAAAAUAAAGUAUAAAUUUUUU